This is a messenger RNA of Amborella trichopoda, 1198 nucleotides long. RefSeq names its product histone-lysine N-methyltransferase. The record is from RefSeq and is a predicted model, not a curated record. NCBI's taxonomy places the organism in Eukaryota, Viridiplantae, Streptophyta, Magnoliopsida, Amborellales, Amborellaceae.
UUUCCACGACUCCCUCUCUCUCUCUCUCUCUCUCUAGAAGAAACGAAAGACGCGCAUUUCCGCGACUCUCUCUCUAAAAGGAACGAAAGAGGAAAUAAAGCUCUGCGAGUCCAAAGUUUUCAUCUGUUAGACAUCCGUAGGUUUACUCUUCGCGCGCAGAGAGUUGGGAUAAUAAUGGAGAUGGUGAAGCGAAGGUGGCUUUCUACUUCCACUUCCACUUCAACUUCAAAUGUCGAACAAUUCUCGCUCCCCACCUACGACGACUGUCGCCCCAUUGAGACCCAUGAGCAAGAGGAGAUUAUCAGAUCAUUUGAGAAGAAACAUGAACGACAGAACUCUCUAUGGAGGGGUGUUUUUGCAGUUCUCCUGCUUUCGUUCGCCAUGUUUUACAUCUUCUCUCUCUUUCAACAAGCUUUGUAUCCAUGGGAACUGCGGUAUCAUGCUUAUUUCAUGGAUGAGGUUGGAUCAUGGAUAAUCAUUCUGGCAGAUAUGUCGGCAGUUGUGGCUUGCUUGAUGGCAGUUAAGGGACUGCUGAAGUCAGAUUCCCAUCGGCAUUGGAUCUGGCACCCAUGUUUAGUUGGACUUGGAAUAUCCACCUUUUGGUUUUAUCACAUGCUAAGGCUGCCAACUUUCCACUGGGAUAUCAUAUGGCUUCCCUUAGGGCCAUUAAGUAGUGCAGGAAUCUGCUUUUACGUCGACCGCCUGCUUGAAGAAUCUUUAGAAGAAGUAAAGAAGCUCCGUGCUGCCAUGUACUCCUACAAGAGGACCUACUAAAAGAAGAUGAGUGUGCGGACUAUGAUACAACACAAAAUGUUUUUUAAACACAUGGAAGCAAUUUUGGCACUUCAGAAUUGUUCAUUUCAAUCCUUUUCGUGGGCAGUGCAGGAUUUGUGUUCUGGGAUUCUUGAAGUGUGAAGAUGGUGGAAGUAUUUUUUAGUCUCUCCUUUCACUAAGUUUUUCUGAUUUGAUUUUUUGGCAUUCUUGAAAUGUAAAAAAUGCAGAAGUAUUGUUAGUUUUUCCGUUCAUGUAAUCUUUGUUCUGUGUUCUUUGUUUCUUCACUCUUAGGUGAGGGAAGGUGUGUUUAGGGUUUUGAAUCUUAUUAUAAGAGGUUUUAGGUAUGUAUCAUUUGUUACAACUGCACCAGGACGUUACAAGGGCGAUUUUUGUCAUGUUUAAGUUGCAAGAAAUAUGCUUUUUU